Messenger RNA from Raphanus sativus (radish), 306 nucleotides. RefSeq names its product protein PLANT CADMIUM RESISTANCE 6-like. The transcript has a single exon. Bases 1 to 306 code for a protein of 101 amino acids. The record is from RefSeq and is a predicted model, not a curated record. NCBI's taxonomy places the organism in Eukaryota, Viridiplantae, Streptophyta, Magnoliopsida, Brassicales, Brassicaceae.
AUGGGUCGACCAGAUCAAACUCCGAGUCCGAGAAUGCACAACAACUUCAAUCCGGUGUUUCAUCCCCAACCUGCACCUGAAGAAAAGCGAAUGGUCGAAGCCGAGCAGAAAUAUCCUAACAAUGGUGGAAUGGUUAACCAACCAACCGGAGUACCGAAUAUGGCCAGACCAGCUCAACCUACGUAUAUCAAUCCCGCUGUAAUGGGUAACCAACCUUAUAGAGUACAAAUGGCCCGACCGGUUAUCCAACCAUCAAACUGGACUUCAGGGCUUUUUGAUUGCAUGAACGAUGGUGAAAAUGGUUAG